CUCCCAUCAUCGGGAAAUCCAUCAUCAUCACCCGUCAUCAUCAUCAUCUUUCAUUCCUUCUCUUCAAAUCUUCGGCUUCACCUCUGACUUUAGCACGGGCGCUUGUGCUUUCAAUCGUUCUGGAAAUUACUGUCAGAUACUAUUUCGGGUGUAUCCCUUAUCAUUCCACCUCCUGCCUCCAUUGUCGCAACACAAUUUGCGAACCUGCUCUCACGCACAGCCAUCGACCUUGUGUUUUUCGCCGCCAAUAAAACCACUAAUAAUGGCAACAAACAACACUGGGGGGGUGACCUCCUCCGGCAUUGCCACGAAUGAAGCCACCGGAGAACGCUACAUUCCUUCCUCAACUCGCGCAGACGGCUCUAAGCGUCGGGAGAUCCGCGUUCGCCCAGGCUACCGCCCUCCCGAGGAUGUCGAGCUCUACAAGAACCGCGCGGCUGAAGCCUGGAAGAAUCGCGGCAAGACUGGCGGAGGCGUGCCAGGCGCCGAAGGGCUCAAGUCUGCCGACGAGGCCGAGGCUACCAAAUCCGGUUCCGCAGCCAGCAACAAGAACGCCAAACGUCGGGAGGCGCGCAAGAAGGCUAAAGCGACCCAAGAAUCAGCGGGCGCAGCCAAGGACGUGAAGCAGAUUGAGAACUGGCGAGCAGCUGCACCCAACGGUGAGGAAGCUAAGCCAACCGAGCAGGCGCUGGAUCCCGAAGCGGAGAAAGAGAAGAAGGCCCGCAACCUGAAGAAGAAACUGAGGCAGGCCCGCGAUCUGCGCGACAAGAAAAACCAGGGCGAGGCUCUGCUGCCGGAACAGCUUGAGAAGGUCAUCAAAAUCCAGGAACUCGUUCGCCAGCUCGAUGCACUGGGUUUCGAUGCCAGCGGGGAUAAGAAAGACGCUUCCGCCGAAGAGAAGGCCACGGAGAGUGAGAAGGUCUGAGGUGCGCCUUGUGGCAAUCUCUUUUUACCAGACCCAUAGGACCCCAGAGCACUGGGCUACCUUUCACCGAGGACCACCACCGCGAUACUUACCUCUAAUUGAGGAAUCCAUACCAGUGAUCUAUGGCCGCCUGCCAAAAAUGCAGAUGUGGCGUUGAACUGCAGCUGAAGAAAACUUCGCUUGGCCCAAGCCCGCUCUUCCGACUCCUCGCCUGGGAGCGUGAGUACUGUAUCUUAUCAGACUAUACUCAGGACUCGCCGGCUUGCAAGACAAGAAU
Molecule: messenger RNA, 1202 nt
Organism: Aspergillus saccharolyticus JOP 1030-1
Lineage: Eukaryota; Fungi; Ascomycota; Eurotiomycetes; Eurotiales; Aspergillaceae
Product: putative RNA binding protein Pym
Exons: 1
Coding region: 263-925 (220 amino acids)
Biological process (GO): exon-exon junction complex disassembly
Cellular component (GO): exon-exon junction complex; cytoplasm
Molecular function (GO): RNA binding
Source: RefSeq, a predicted model, not a curated record